AUGUCACAUCAAAAGACCCAUUCACGUUCGCGGGGAUAUGGAUCGCAGUCGAUUUAUGAUCAUGGAGGAGGGUUUGAGUUGAAUCAGGGGUUCGGUGAGCCAUUUGGAGCUGGAGUCGAGGUGAAGAGCGAGGCAAUCAGAAACCCAUUUGUGAAGAUGGAGCCAGCGAAUGAACGAGUGAGUGAGAGAAAUGGAAAGAAAAGUAUAUUAAGUGCUAUUAUAGGGACAUUGCCGGUACUUGUGGCAUUCCCAUGCAUGGUUUUGUCGGCAGGUUUGUCGUAUGGACGAGUACCGUAUAGUGUUUGGACCAGUGUGGGCGUGGUGUCGAUGCUGGUGGUUCUAGCAGGGGGUUUUUUGUUGGUCACACAAAUGCUUAUACGUGGCAACGUUAUUUCCUUAAGUUCAGAGGCUAGGGGACGUGAUGCGAUGUCUACUGGGAUGCUUGUGGGUGCAAUUUCCAUGGUGUAUCUUGCAACGCACUUGCUUUCUGUGAGUCGCCUUUCAGUGCUAUUUCUAGGGUUGUAUGUCAAUCCGUUUAAUUUGUAUACGGUACUAAUGUUCGUGUGGGAUAUGUAUAGAACCUCGGAUACGGACAAUGUGAUGAACACUGUGGUGGGAUAUAUCGUGGUGGUCAUUUCAUUCAGAGUAUUGUAUAAAAAAGCGAUAUUAUCGUCACUUACGGCUGUCUUAGCUAACAUCGAUGUGCGAGUAGCUGGAGGUGCGGUCGUAGCUGGUGCGAUUGUGUUGGUGGCUGCUGGAUUCGAAAGCAUCUCCCCCAUGAUGAUGGGUGUCAAUGUUUGUGCGUCCCUUGUGUUUUUGAUUUCGUUGCAGGAUUGUGAUUUGAAAGGAUCACGUUUAAAUCCAUUAAUCAUCGGAUUGGUGUCCUUCAGUCUCGAGUAUAUCGUGCUCUCCACUAGUUUCAGUAUAACCCAGUUGCUUUUGGGCGUUGUGGCACCAUUGAUUAUUAAGGCAGAUAGAUCUAUCGAUAUAAAUGCAGCUCAGUAUGGUGGAUUAAAUACUGUUCCGGACACAAAAAGUAAUGGAUCAAUCAUAUCUGAGUUAUUAAGUCAUUCAGAUACUAGAGCGAUUUUUAAUUUCCUCUUACUUAAUUCUGCAUUCAUGUUUAUUCAAUUGCUUUAUUCUUUCAGAUCCAAGUCACUCGGGUUAUUAUCCGAUUCCUUGCAUAUGGCGCUCGAUUGUACAUCAUUAGCAUUAGGUUUAAUAGCGGGCAUAUUACUGAAAAAUGCUAUAAAUCCAAAUGGAAAAUUUCCGUUUGGAUUGAAAAAUUUCGAAAUCUUGGCCGGUUUUACAAACGGAACUUUAUUGAUUGGAAUAUCUGGUAGUAUCAUUUUUGAGGCCGUUGGGAGAUUAUGGAAUCCAGUUGUUCUACAAAAGACUAACGAAUUGAUUAUUGUUUCAUUCUUAGGGCUUCUCGUAAAUUUGGUAGGCAUAUUUGCAUUUAAUCAUGGCCAUGAUCAUAGUCAUGGCCACUCACACGGUCACAGUCACAGCCAUGAACAUAGUCACAGUCAUGAGCACAGUCAUGAUCAUUCUGAUAGUGGAGACCUGUCAGAAAAGGCUGCUAUGAAUGAUAACAUGAAGGGUAUUUUCCUUCAUAUCUUGGCAGACACAUUGGGGUCUGUAGGAGUUGUUAUCUCCACGAUAUUAACGAAGUUCUUUAACUGGGAUGGAUUUGACCCAAUUGCUUCAAUAAUCAUUGCCGUCUUAAUUUUCAUGUCAGCUAUUCCAUUGAUCAAAUCAACUGCGCUGUCGCUCCUACUUAAAUUGAAAUCAGAUAAAGAAAUGAAAAUAAGGUCUGUGCUUAAUGAUAUCGUACAAAUAAAAGGCAUCAAAUCUUUUACUACUCCGAGGUUUUGGCCUUCAAACGACAAUUCUGAUAUCUUUGGAUAUAUUCAUAUUCAGAUUUAUAGAGGUGAAAAUUCUUUAUAUAUAAAGCAACAAUGCGAAAAGAUUUUCCAAGCUGAAGGCAUUGAUGUUAUGAUCCAAAUGGAAAAUGACUUUGACACUUGCUGGUGUCGCUCCGAUAGUGCCAUCAUGACUAUAUAA
Messenger RNA from Debaryomyces fabryi, 2067 nucleotides. Its product is annotated as metal cation transporter. Gene Ontology annotation, biological process: zinc ion transport; intracellular zinc ion homeostasis; transmembrane transport. Gene Ontology annotation, molecular function: zinc ion transmembrane transporter activity. The transcript has a single exon. Gene Ontology annotation, cellular component: Golgi apparatus; membrane. The record is from RefSeq and is a predicted model, not a curated record. Bases 1 to 2067 code for a protein of 688 amino acids. NCBI's taxonomy places the organism in Eukaryota, Fungi, Ascomycota, Pichiomycetes, Serinales, Debaryomycetaceae.